Striga hermonthica is the source of this 1170-nucleotide messenger RNA. NCBI's taxonomy places the organism in Eukaryota, Viridiplantae, Streptophyta, Magnoliopsida, Lamiales, Orobanchaceae. The record is from the annotation of a GenBank genome assembly.
AUGGAGAGUUUAGGAGCGAGAAACCUGGCAGCGAUGGCGGUAUCGGGUUACCCGAUCGUGAGGCGCUCCAGGAAGAAGAGGCUUAGGGGCGCCGCGGGUCUAGCCGCGGCCUCUAGCGGCGUACGCGCGUCGGCGGCGCUCCGCGUCCGGUGUGGCGGCGCGAGCGCGGGGAGCGAGGGCUGCUUGGCUCUGCCGGUGAGGGAGGAUUUCGCCGACGAGGAGGAUUACGUGAAGGCGGGCGGGUCGGAGCUUUUGUUCGUGCAAAUGCAGCAGAACAAGGACAUGGAUCAGCAAUUGGCUACAGUAGCAUCUGGGGCUGCGUCGGGUAAGCUCUUGGAGUACGAGGUUGGGGGUCCAAGGGUUUCCGUGCAGACAGCCUAUGGAGUUGAGGUUGAGGUGGAAAACAGUCCGUAUGACCCCAGUCUCAUGGUUUUCAUGGACUACAGAGACUUCAUGAAACAUAAAGUAGAAUGCCUCGAAGCACAAUAUCCAACUUUUCUUUAUGCAAUGCCUAUGUCCCGAACAAGAGUUUUCUUUGAGGAAACCUGUCUGGCUUCAAAAGAUGCCAUGCCUUUCGAAUUAUUGAAAAGCAAACUCAUGUCGAGACUAGAGAAUAUGGGAGUGCGCAUUACAAGAACUUACGAAGAGGAAUGGUCUUAUAUUCCUGUUGGUGGUUCCUUGCCGAACACCGAGCAGAAGAACCUUGCCUUUGGUGCUGCUGCUAGCAUGGUCCAUCCAGCCACAGGUUAUUCGGUUGUUAGAUCAUUGUCAGAGGCUCCAAAUUAUGCGUUGGUUAUUGCAAAUAUUUUGAAACAAUCCAAUGUUCGAAACAUGGUGAUCAGUUCGAGGAUUUCAAAUAUCUCGAUGCAAGCUUGGAAUGCUCUUUGGCCAUUGGAGAGGAAAAGACAACGAGCAUUUUUUCUGUUUGGAUUAGCACUCAUAUUGCAACUGGAUAUCGAUGGCAUACGCACAUUCUUCCACUCAUUUUUCCGUUUGCCGAAAUGGAUGUCUCAAGGUUUCCUUGGCUCGACUCUAUCCUCAGUCGAUCUCUUACUGUUUGCUCUCUAUAUGUUUGUCAUAGCACCAAACGACAUGAGAAAGCGCCUCAUCAACCAUCUCUUAUCCGAUCCCACGGGCGCCAUCAUGAUAAAGACUUAUCUUACCUUGUAG